CCACGAAUUCCCGCCAAUUUCACCUGUAUUACCUGGCGCCUGCUCGACGCUUCACUAACGCUUUUUCGUGGCUUUCUGCUAGUUUUUUUAUUCGAAUAUCAAAAGCUAGACUUGGGAAUUAAUUGCCACUCGGAGACACAUGAACGAGAGGAAAUACGUGUUUUCUUAGGGUUUCGAUUGAGAAAGGAAUUAACAUGAAACCGGGAGGUGCCACUAAAGCUGCCAUCCCCCAACCUGUAUCUAUUGAGGAUAAGUCCAGGAAAACACUGCAUAAUUUGCAGCCAGCUGCCACUGAUAAGGAGAAUCUUGUGGGGGCUGGGAGGGUCCUGAGGUCGGGGGUCACAGCCAAGGCUGCACCCAAGGAUGAAAUGUCAGCGAAACCGAAAGGAGACUCUGGAAAAAAGUUAAAGAAGUCAACCCACAAGGACAAGGCAUGUCAGACUGCCAGGGGAGACAAAAUCAAGAUCGAAGUUGAAGAUUUGACGUCCGAAGCUGGCCCAAGUGAAAAUUACUGGCAAGUUCUCGCUGAGAGGCGAAGAAUAGCCCUGGACGAUGCCCUAGAGGAGAACAAGGAGCUCUCCGUACGUGUGGAAAGGCUCGAGGAGGAAAAUAAAACCUACAAGGAGAUGCUCGACGAAACCAGAGCUCUCGUUGAGGUCCUCCAGGACAUGAUCGGAGAGGAUCGCCCUGACAUCAACAACUCCCUGGACGACAGUGUACUCUGAUUAAUUUCUAGUUAGCCAAUGCUUGAUUUUC
Messenger RNA from Fopius arisanus, 756 nucleotides. RefSeq names its product geminin DNA replication inhibitor (gene geminin). The record is from RefSeq and is a predicted model, not a curated record. Bases 195 to 725 code for a protein of 176 amino acids. Gene Ontology annotation, biological process: negative regulation of cell cycle; negative regulation of DNA replication. Gene Ontology annotation, cellular component: nucleus. The transcript is spliced from 4 exons. NCBI's taxonomy places the organism in Eukaryota, Metazoa, Arthropoda, Insecta, Hymenoptera, Braconidae.